CUGUGGAACAACUAUUUUCAUUUGGCUGUGGCUUUUAUUACCCAAGAUUCACUACAGCUAGAAAACUUUUCCCAUGCAAAAUACAACAAGAUCCAGAACAAAUACGGAGAUAUGAGACGUUUAAUUGGCUUUGCUAUCCGUGACAUGUGGUACAAACUUGGCCAGAAUAAAAUUUGCUUUAUUCCGGGGAUGGUUGGACCCAUCUUGGAAAUGACUCUUAUUCCAGAAGUUGAACUACGAAAAGCCACAAUCCCAAUUUUCUUUGACAUGAUGCUGUGUGAAUACCAAAGGACAGGAGAAUUCAAAAAGUUCGAAAAUGAAAUAAUUUUGAAGUUGGACCAUGAGGUGGAAGGAGGACGAGGGGAUGAACACUACAUGCAGUUGUUUGAGUCCAUUCUUACAGAGUGUGCGUGUCAGUAUCCCGGCAUUUUUAACUUGGUAGAAAGUUUUGUCAGCCUAGUUAAAGGCCUCCUGGAGAAACUGCUGGAUUACCGAACCGUGAUGAAUGAUGAAAGCAAGGACAAUCGCAUGAGCUGCACUGUGAACUUACUGAAUUUCUACAAGGACAUUAACCGUGAAGAGAUGUAUAUCAGGUAUUUGUAUAAACUGCGAGAUCUUCAUUUAGAUUGUGAGAAUUACACAGAAGCAGCAUACACCCUUCUACUCCAUACAUGGCUCCUGAAGUGGUCAGAUGAACAGUGUGCACCCCAAGUCAUGUCAACAGAGUUCCAGUGUUCACAGACCUAUCGACACUUGAAAGAGAAUUUGUAUGAGAAGAUCAUAGAGUACUUUGACAAAGGAAAGAUGUGGGAAGAAGCCAUAUCUCUAUGCAAAGAACUUGCAGAGCAAUAUGAAAAGGAAGUUUUUGACUAUGAACUUCUAAGUCAAAACCUGAUUCAACAAGCAAAGUUCUAUGAAAACAUCAUGAAAAUUCUGAGACCUAAACCAGACUAUUUUGCUGUUGGAUAUUAUGGCCAAGGAUUCCCCACAUUUCUAAGGAACAAAGUAUUCAUCUAUCGUGGGAAGGAAUAUGAGAGGAGAGAGGAUUUCCAGGCACAGCUGAUGAGCCAGUUUCCCAGCGCAGAGAAGAUGAACACCACCUCAGCACCUGGAGAGGAUGUGAAAAACUCUCCUUGUCAAUAUAUCCAGUGUUUUACAGUGCAGCCAGUCCUGGAGGAGCAACCUAGAUUCAAAAAUAAGGCAGUACCUGAUCAAAUUAUAAAUUUUUAUAAAUCCAACAAUGUGCACCGGUUCCACUAUUCAAGACCAGUCAGAAAAGGAUCUGUUGACCCUGAAAAUGAAUUUGCUUCUAUGUGGAUUGAGAGAACAUCAUUUGUUACAGCAUACAAACUUCCUGGAAUUUUACGAUGGUUUGAGGUUGUCUCCAUGUCACAGACUACAAUUAGUCCUUUAGAGAAUGCUAUUGAGACUAUGUCCACGACGAAUGAAAAAAUUUUGAUGAUGAUUAACCAAUACCAGAGUGAUGAGAACCUUCCUAUUAAUCCACUUUCUAUGCUUCUGAAUGGGAUUGUUGAUCCAGCUGUUAUGGGUGGUUUUGCUAAAUAUGAGAAGGCUUUCUUUACAGAAGAAUAUAUCAGAGAGCAUCCAGAGGAUCAAGAAAAGCUGAAUAGGCUCAAAGAUCUAAUUGCUUGGCAGAUACCUUUCCUUGGGGCUGGAAUUAAAAUUCAUGAAAGAAGAGUUUCUGAUAAUCUUCGCCCUUUCCAUGACCGUAUGGAGGAAUGUUUCAAGCAUCUAAAAGUUAAAGUGGAAAAACAAUACGGAGCCAGAGAAUUGCCAGAUUUUGAUGACAAGAGAGUAGGACGGCCAAGGUCAAUGCUGAGAUCCUAUCGCCAGUUAUCAGUCAUUUCACUGACUUCCAUGAAUUCAGACUGCAGUACUCCGAACAAAAUUGCUUCAGAAAGCUUUGAUCUGGAAGUAGUGCUACCAAAGCCAAUAAAAGCAGAAUCAGAGGAGACUGCUCUGCAAAUUAAUCCUUACCCUGAAGUAAAGAUGAGAAGGUCCAAAAAAAGAACAAAAAGAAGCAGUGUGGUGUUUGCUGAUGAGAAGAUGGCACCUGAUAUUUCUCUCUCUGACAUGAAAUGCCUGUCAAGGAAAUACGAGUUCAUGAGUGACACCAACCUCUCAGAACACGUAGUGGCACCUCAGAAAACAUCUAUCCUCAAGCAGAUGAGUUCUGUCAGUCGUUCUAUGCCAACUAUCCCAGGAUUAACUCUGUCCGUCAGCCCUGUGACACCUGAUGAAACAAUUGCAUCACAUAGGUUGAGUCAACCAGUGUUUCCUUCCACCUCAGAUGGUGACAAGAAAACCUUCAAAAAAAAGAAAGUGAACCAGUUAUUUAAAACAAUGCGCAUUUCCAAAGUUCUAGAAGAUGGAAAGCAGUCUGUGGAGCACCAUUUCAGAACUUCAUCUACGGAUCUGUAA
Molecule: messenger RNA, 2442 nt
Organism: Phaethon lepturus (White-tailed tropicbird)
Lineage: Eukaryota; Metazoa; Chordata; Aves; Phaethontiformes; Phaethontidae
Product: dedicator of cytokinesis protein 2-like
Exons: 22
Biological process (GO): small GTPase-mediated signal transduction; cell migration
Cellular component (GO): cytoplasm; plasma membrane
Molecular function (GO): guanyl-nucleotide exchange factor activity; small GTPase binding
Source: RefSeq, a predicted model, not a curated record